AUGGCGGAUAAUCUCGGUCCAAUCCUGUUCAGCGCCCUCAUCGGAUACCUCAGUGCCAAGGGUAACAGACCUCGCUGGGCUGCGGGCGCCAUGGUCAUGGCGGGAGUUUCGAGUAUGCUCGGAGCGAUGCCGUAUUUUAUCUACGGACCCGUUGCGUCGGUGUACUAUUCCGCUGGGACUUCUUACCUUGACGACAGCGUUUCGAAGAAGCACGCGCCCACGUACAUGACGAUCACGGCUUUCAUGAGAGGAAUCGGACCGAUUCUGGGCUUCCUCCUAUCAUCGUAUUGUCUGCAGAAGUACGAGGAGCCGGAAUACCCACCGGACUACGACCACGAGGACCCUCGUUGGAUAGGAGCGUGGUGGAUGGGAUUCGCGAUUCUUUCGUUUUUCAUGAUUUUCUUCUCGGUCCCGCUACUCCUCUUCCCGAAAAAGAUGCGGAGACCCGGCAUCCGACGAAAAUCGUACAUGGUCAGCGACAUCUAUCAGAACACUCUGCGACUCAUCAUGAACCCCAUCUACACGCUGCACCUGUGCAGUCAGGUUUUCAAAUGGUUUGGCAUCAUGGGCUACUUCAACUACAUGCAGAAGUACCUCCAAGAGCAAUUCAGAGUUUCGGCUUCUGACGCUUCCCUCUACGGGGGCGCGGUGCCGCUGCUCGUGGCUCUUCUGACGACAUCCCUCGGUGGAGUCUUCGUGAGGUACGUCAAACCAAGACCGAAAACGUUGACAUUUCUCAUGUUCAUCUGUGAAGUAGUCACCGUGCUGCUCUUCGCGAGUCUACUCCUUUAUUCGUGCGAGCCGCCGGACUACACACAAGGACCUGGGGAAGCAAGCUCGAGGGACGACAUGUUCACCCGCUGUAACGCCAACUGUAGUUGCUCGUCCGACAUCUUCCAUCCUGUGUGCAUAGGAUCUACCACCUAUUUCUCUCCCUGUUUCGCCGGCUGCCGAGCGAACAGCAGCAUAGUCAGCGCUCUUGAUCCCACGAUCGAUCGGUACGAAAACUGUGAAUGCGCGAAAUAUCAUCUCAAAGAGAAACCGUUCGAAAAACCUCUCCUCGCGGUCGAGGGGCGAUGUAACGAAGAGACUCCUGAAUGCACUCGACAAUUCAUGUUCUACAUCAUCACGCUGACGUCGAUGUAUUGUUUGGCGUUUUUGCUCCAAGUCGCUCACAUUCUGCUACCCAUGCGAUGCGUGGAUAAAGAAGACAAAACAUUCGCUCUCGGAGUCUUUGAAGGAGUCUGUUGUCUUUUCGCUUUUAUACCGUAUCCUUUCGCGUACAGCGCCAUCAUAGACUACUCGUGCAUUUUCUGGGAGCAGAGCUGUAAUCAGUUCGGCAACUGCUGGAUAUACGAUCUUUCGCGGCUCAACAAAUUACUACACGGAAUGCCGGUGAUAACGUGCAUUGUGAACUGUGUAUGCAUGUUCGGCAUCUAUCUGUUGGCGAACGACUCGAAACUGGCUCGCUUCUACGACGACGAAAUCGACGAUGAUGACGAAGAUGGAGACGCAGAUCUCUACGGUACCGGUGAGAGAGACGUCAAAAUCGCACCCGUCAUCCUACAGCAGAUAUGCAGCAACGAUCAAGCGUGAUUGCUCUCGAUAUGGCGGGACCUCAACCCUCGGUCCACCGUCCAUGCUAUCAUGGUUCGCUCGGAUGUGUCGGAGGCUGGAAUAUCUGCGAUGGACGAUAUCGGCUC
This is a messenger RNA of Galendromus occidentalis (western predatory mite), 1703 nucleotides long. RefSeq names its product solute carrier organic anion transporter family member 5A1. Gene Ontology annotation, cellular component: basolateral plasma membrane. The transcript is spliced from 7 exons. The record is from RefSeq and is a predicted model, not a curated record. Gene Ontology annotation, biological process: sodium-independent organic anion transport; transmembrane transport. Gene Ontology annotation, molecular function: protein binding. NCBI's taxonomy places the organism in Eukaryota, Metazoa, Arthropoda, Arachnida, Mesostigmata, Phytoseiidae. Bases 1 to 1596 code for a protein of 531 amino acids.